Botrytis byssoidea is the source of this 972-nucleotide messenger RNA. RefSeq lists its product as uncharacterized. The record is from RefSeq and is a predicted model, not a curated record. NCBI's taxonomy places the organism in Eukaryota, Fungi, Ascomycota, Leotiomycetes, Helotiales, Sclerotiniaceae. The transcript has 3 exons. The coding region runs from base 1 to 972 and encodes 323 amino acids.
AUGGCAGAUUCCAGCGAGUUUGCUGAAUACCGUCUUACAAGAUGGAAUAUAGAUGACGAUUCAUUAUCUUAUAUUGAUCAUGAUUAUUGGGAAGAAUUAAUAAAUCAAAUAGUCGAAUCACGAUGGGGUAUGAAAGCAUCGGCUCUGAAUCGAGACGGAUUAUUUCGCAAAGCUUUUGACCGCGUCAACAAGCCAUCGCAUGAUGGUGGUUCAAAGUCAAAACAUUGCAGCAAUUUUUCAGAGGCUCGAAGAUUCAAAUUGAUGAUAUCAAGUAUAUGGAAUAUCUCUGCUGGUCGGGAUCGUGGUUGUACAUUACACGGUGAAGGCAAGAGACGAAUGGCUCGCGAUUCAGCAGAUAAAACCCCCCGUGGAAAAGACUUUGGCAAUACCGUAUGCUCUAUGCCGGUUCAUACUGAGGGUUUCUUUCCCUUUGUGGUGGAAACAUUAAAUUCACUUGCAAUUGAUUCGGGAAAAAGACAAUCAAAAGGGACUUCUUCAUUUGAACCCAAAGAAAAGCUGAGCAACCGGAAAAAACUGGGCUUUUAUCAAGCGGUAUCAAUCUCAUCAAACGGAGCAGGACACUCAAGAGAAAAGUCCCCAUUUGAAGCCAACAACUCACCAAGCAGGCAAGAAAAACUAAUAAUUGGCGAUGCAACGUCAUUUUCGUCGGAUAUUUUAGGCCAUUCGAUCAAAGCAGAAGCAAAUAUGGAUCAGCUAAUGUCCAAUUCAUCAAAAAGAUUGGAAUAUUCAACUGUAGAACAAUCAGAUGGGGGUAGAUCGGCACGAUUAUCAACCGCAUUCGACUCGUUGGAACAUUCAACUGGGUUGGGAGGAGUUGCCGAACCGUUUUCAAUUUCAUCAAACGGAUUGAAACACCUGGCUGUAGAGCAAUCAGAAGUUGAUCGUUCAGUAUCGAUGUCAAUUUCACCAAACUUGUCGAAACAGUCAGAGCUAUUGGGAUAUUCAAUAUAA